UAUAUGAAUCACAAAAAAUCACGUUUGACUGAUUUGUUUAGAAAAAUGAAUAAGGAUAAUAAUGGUUUAAUACCACGUGCCGAAUUCAUAUAUGGAAUAAUAAAAUUUGACACUUCUCGAAUGGAAAUGGGUGCAGUGGCAGAUCUUUUUGAUCGUAAUGGUGGAGACCCGAUUGGCAAGAACGCAAACCAGCAACUGAUUCAGAUAAAAUACAUGAUGAAGUUAAACGCCUUGUUAUCCUUUGCACAUGUCGACAAAAAUUUUGCGUAUUUCAAGUUGGCAAAGGGAAAUAUAGGUUUGGCGACUCGACUCUCAAAAAUUACGAAUAUUGCGAAUAUUGCGUAGCACAGUUAUGGUUCGUGUAGGUGGCGGCUGGCUUGCACUUGAUGAGUUCUUAUAAAAAAAUUUUCCUUGUCGCGCUGGUUUUAAUGACUCGAGUGUUUUAUUACAACUCUGCUCUACAUAAUCUAUUUAAUCAUCCAUACGUCAGUG
Molecule: messenger RNA, 492 nt
Organism: Teleopsis dalmanni
Lineage: Eukaryota; Metazoa; Arthropoda; Insecta; Diptera; Diopsidae
Exons: 4
Coding region: 4-345 (113 amino acids)
Molecular function (GO): calcium ion binding
Source: RefSeq, a predicted model, not a curated record